Molecule: messenger RNA, 1142 nt
Organism: Salvia hispanica
Lineage: Eukaryota; Viridiplantae; Streptophyta; Magnoliopsida; Lamiales; Lamiaceae
Source: RefSeq, a predicted model, not a curated record
AUGGAUGCUAUUUCCUACAAAAGAAGAGAAAUAGAGAAAAGAGUUUUAUCUUGGGAGCACACUUCUGCCGGGGAUCUGUCAACAGCUCCGGCGGCAGAGCUGGAAAGAGAUGAGGGCGGCGGCGUGAGCAGGAGACGAGAGGGAGAGGAGAAGGAGAGAGAAAAGAGAAGGGACAGACCGACGGAGGAGGGAGAGAGAGACGCCGUCAGAGGCGGCGGCGGCAGCAGGAGCUCUACGCCAUCGUCGAAGCUGUGCUAUACAUGGAGCAAGGUACCAUCCAACAGUGCCCUCGACAAGGCUCAUGAGAUUAAGCCAACAAGUGAUAUACAAUCUUCUGGUUUGGAAGAAAAAACCUUGCUUUCUGAGAACUACAUCCUUGGUAAUGUUUUUAUUGAAGGCACUCAAAAGCAAUUAGAAAGUGGAAGCCAAAGCAUACUUUCUACGAAUGAGAUUUGUGUUUUGUUGAACGAGGACACAGAUGAGUCCAUUGAGGAUGCGAAGGAUGAUCACUCAGAUGAGAAUGGGCUUCUCUCGGUGCAAAACUUCUUCAAUUACACUAAGGGUGAAGGAAAACAAUUGUUCCGCGAGCUGGACAGAGAGGGCGAGUGGCAAGUUACACGGGAUUUGCAGGGUGGUGAUGUUGCAAGAAUGAAUCAUCGAUCAACAUUGCUCAACGGUGAUGCACGGUUGAUCCCGCCGCGCAAUGACACGCUAUAUUUGAAUGUUCUUGGACGUGUUGACAAGCUAUCCAUUUUAGUGCCGAACUUUGAUAAUCACAUUGGCCCUCCUUUGAUGAUUUUUGAUAGGGAUGAGGAAGGGAGACGCUUCCCUAUUCGGUGUGCGUUUGAUCCAGGAGGGAAUAGCUCGCCAAACCUUUUGUGUAGCUCUUCAUUGUGUCGUGGUUCCCACCUUGAGGACAAGGCGAAUUUUAAUUGCAGAAGAGUUGAUACGAGAUAUCUCUAUGAAUAUUCCCUAUACCCUAUUAUUUAGUUAGUUAUUGAUUUAGCAUAUCUUUCCCAUAUUUUCCCAUAUUAUCUCUUAGGAUCUUUUGUCUUGCUCAUUAAGUUAGUAUCCCUAUUAUAAAUAGGGUUAUUGUUAUUAUCAUUAUUCAAUCAAGAAAUACAAUUACUUUUAUCUUAUAA